Molecule: messenger RNA, 3247 nt
Organism: Salvelinus namaycush (lake trout)
Lineage: Eukaryota; Metazoa; Chordata; Actinopteri; Salmoniformes; Salmonidae
Product: rho GTPase-activating protein 19-like
Exons: 11
Coding region: 150-1547 (465 amino acids)
Biological process (GO): signal transduction; regulation of small GTPase mediated signal transduction
Cellular component (GO): cytoplasm
Molecular function (GO): GTPase activator activity
Source: RefSeq, a predicted model, not a curated record
UGUUUGGUGGUGCAAAAAAAAUUCUUAACAGAGGCUUCAGAUUUAUGGCCCUUGUGAGGUGUCUGGGUUACCCCUUCAGUAUGUGGUGCUGAUGGUAGUUUCAACAUCCAAGGAGGCGGGGCAAGGAAUGGAACAGCGGAAGAUUCAAAAUGGACAUGGCGGCCGAAAAAGAACCCAACGAAAACAAAAGUGUAGUGAACUCUCAGGACCCUGCACCCCAGCCGGUCAUCUUCAACCCAGAAUUCUUUGUGGAGCGUCUGAAACAUGAGCGUCCCCAGGUGUUCACAGAGCUGGUCCUCAGUAACAUCACCAGGCUCAUAGACCUGCCAGGGGAUGAGUUUGCCCAGCUUACAGGAGAGGCAGACCCCAGACUGCCCACAGCACACACAGGCUUCCUACGCUCUCUCAACUUCCUCAAACGCAAAGAUAAAGGAGUGGUGUUUGGUGCUCCUCUGACGGAGGAGGGCAUAGCACAGAUCCACCAGCUGAUUGAAUACCUCAGCAAGAACCUCCAUGUGGAGGGGUUGUUCCGUGUGCCAGGCCACAGCCUGCGGCAGGCGGCCCUACGAGAGAUGUUGAACGCCGGGACAGAGAUAGACCUGGAGACUGGGGACUUCCAUCCUAAUGAUGCUGCCACCCUGCUUAAAGCUUUCCUAGGAGAGCUGCCUGAACCCCUACUCACACACAGACACUACCACGCCUAUCUGAAGAUAGCAGAGCUGACCCAGUUUGAUGAGAAGGGGAACAAGACUUCAGUACCGGAUAAGGAGCGUCAGAUCGAGGCCUUCCAGCUGCUGUUCAUGCUGCUGCCUCCAGCCAACCACAGUCUGCUCAAACUGCUCUUGGACCUGCUCUACCACACCGCUCGCAACCAGCACAACAACAAGAUGUCUGCCAUCAACCUGGCCACCAUGGUGGCUCCACACAUCAUCUGGCCCAAACACGUGCAAGCCAGUGACCUCCAGGGGAACAUUAAGAAGCUAAACAACGCAGUGGCUUUCCUCAUCAAGCACUCACAGAAACUCUUCAGGGCUCCUGUGUAUGUCAAAGAACACGCCCACAUGCAUUUUAAAGGAUCAACCACCUCCCAGUUUACGGAUGGCCUGGCUCUAUGUGGUGGGGGUGCACACCCCUCCCCCUCUAAGAGGGCUGGUGAGGCUGUGACGUGUACAGACGGGACCACCAGCAGUAACACACACACUGAGCUGGCCCUCAGAGAGCUUUACCAACAGGUCAGCAGCAUGCCUGAGUCUGCCAAGAAGAAGAAACUCAUCAGACAGUUUGCUAAGCAGGUCCCUGGGACGCCAUUGAGUGACCAACAGACACUGUACUCGCAUAGGAAACAUCGCCGCUCACGCUCCUUUGGAGGAAUCAGGAGGAGAGCGUUAGGUACCCAGGGCCCGGUGGAGACGGCUAGCAGUAGCCUGGUGACUCCAGGAUCCAGCAGCUCAGCAGACAGACAGGAGAAGGAGGACAGCAGCUUUGGAUGGGAUUCCUCGUCUCUUAAAAGGAUGUGCUUCUCGCCAACGCAGGAGACGUCGGUCUAGCAGUCAUCUCAUCCACAACUUUCUCCUCUCACUCUCAAAACCAUUUCUCUAACUUGGUUUUUAAAUGAAUCUUUUAACUAACAGGGAGACGCCCUGAGAUAGUUAAACAGUCAAGUCAUUUACAAGCCAAGUAUUGUGUUGUCUUAAAAGCAGUAGAACCAUGCUUGGCCAGUGAUCAUGUGUUGUCUUAAAAGCAGUAGAACCAUGCUUGGCCAGUGAUCAUGUGUUGUCUUAAAAGCAGUAGAACCAUGCUUGGCCAGUGAUCAUGUGUUGUCUUAAAAGCAGUAGAACCAUGCUUGGCCAGUGAUCAUGUGUUGUCUUAAAAGCAGUAGAACCAUGCUUGGCCAGUGAUCAUGUGUUGUCUUAAAAGCAGUAGAACCAUGCUUGGCCAGUGAAUAAUGUGUUGUCUUAAAAGCAGUAGAACCAUGCUUGGCCAGUGAUCAUGUGUUGUCUUAAAAGCAGUAGAACCAUGCUUGGCCAGUGAUCAUGUGUUGUCUCUUCCUUGUUCUGUUUGGAAAGAGACAACACAUGUACACCUUGGUCAUUCUGGUCAAGUAGGAGUUAGAAUGACUAGAAAAACCAGUGAGAACCAAAUUAAAACCCACAUUUCUGUGGUUUGUGUUUUGAGUUAGUUACUACUGUGUAGAGCAUGCCAUGUGGACAAACGUUGUCUCAGGUAGGUAGAAGUAAGCUGGAUCUAUAGGGAGUUUGCACUGGUUUGUAGUAAAUUACAAAGGAUGGUAAAAUUCUGAUUGACUACACGUUUAAGCUAAGCAAAGUGUUUUGAGUGCCUUAAAUUAUAUUAGCAAAGUAGUAAAGUUAAUGUGUGAUGCAUUAUAUUGAAUCUUUAUUUAAGCCUGUAAGUUCCAUUGAGAUAGUUUGUGGAGGCAGUAGCAUUGUCUAAAAUGUUCAGACUGAGCAGAGAUGAGUGUGAAAGAAAGAUGGAGGGAGAGAUGAGUGAGAGUAAAGUCUUGGAACAUGGUAUGUAGGGCUAUGACUGGUUUUCCUGGUCUGGUCAUGUGUUAAGGAAAACCUAGUAGACGUGAAUGAGACCGUAGUAGCUAAUGGUCUGUUGUUAUUACAACUGGUGUGAACUCACUGUUGCUUUGUUUGGGAGUGUUUCUUUAGCCACGGUCUUAAUCUGUCAACACUGUGAUUAUUAUUUUCUCUAUUUAAAUACUUUUUUCAUUUUUACUGUGUUUUUGUAUUUUUUUCUUUUUCCUGAGACUACAGCCAAAAUGUGUAUUAAUGGCCCCUUUUUUUUAAUCCGCUUAUGUUUUAUGCAAUAUCUAUGUCCUUCUUUUUGAUACUGUUACAGAAAUGUUUUUCUAUGCAAUCUGUUACAAUAUUUGUUAUUUAAUAUCAAAUGUUUUUAUCCAUGGUAUAGGCCUAUCUGCAUUGGUUCUGUUUAUAGCUAUUUUCAAAACCAGUCAGACAUUGAGUGCUGAAUCCUGACAAGAUUCAACCAUAUCUUCACACAAAUCCUCUACCAACAUACAUUUUUUUUUUUUUACGGAAAUAUUGAAUAACUUACAUCUGUUUAACGAUUUCCUUUUUCUAGUGGCAACAUUAACUUUACAUUUCAGUGUCAGUGGCAUUUCCAUUCUACUGAUCUGACUAUUGAGCAUCAGAAUUCUCUGUCAAACUGUUUCAAUGUGAAUGUGUCAUUAUUGGCACUACUGUGAAGCUAUGCAACAAAC